AACUGACCUUGAGUCUCUCUACCUCGCUCUGAACCCCUCGAUAAACUUAUGAAUCUUACUCUAGAAAUAUAAAGUCCUCAUAUACUUAUCAAACCUCCUCAGAUCUUGCCCAUUCACGUGGCUCAAAGAUCUGUUGACGCGCUUGUCGCCACCCUUUGCUCAACCUGACGAUCACAUCAGAGGCUUUGUGACAGGCUACAUCCAGGUGCAAUGACUAUUUCUCUAUCAGCUCACAGGUUCAUGCAGCUGUCGACUUGGUCCAAUUGUGCCAGUCCAAUAGUUGCCAAUGCAUUAGCUCGUUACAGUUUUGAGGCCCACCACUUCGCUCCUGGAACCUCUCAAAGGUGAAAUGCAAUCGCGAAAGUCAAAAUUGAGGCCCAUUCCUCGUAUAUCCGAGAGGAUUCUGGACUAAAACCAACAUUCAACCAAUGGACAGAGAUCAUUUCUGGACAGGCAACAGAGUAUCAAAAGGAAGUUGCCGCUAACCCAUUGAAAGAUCCUUGCUUGGGGACUAUCCUGCCAUGAGGCCGAGUGUAUAUUCAUGCACUCUUUCAACGAUGUCAUACCUGCAGAACACACCGCCAGAUCUGAUUGACGAAAUUCCAAGUAACAAGCAAUCGGCGCUGAGUUGACAUCCCCGUUGUAAGGCCUAUUGCGAGUGGAGACGGGCAAGCUGGACGAAUGACAUUUUCAAACUUCAUUGCAGCUACAAGGCUGCUUGCAUAAAAGAUAGAACGGUCAUAUUCAAAAUCGUCUCCUUUUUGUGACCGGUAGAAAAUCUGUUCUUAUCCCUGCAUCUUUCAUUCGUUUACAGCUUGCUUUGGAUUGAAGCGGUUUACUCUAAUUUUGGGAGCGAGGCAUGUCAACAUUUAUACCUAUAAAAACUCAAAAACGGAUAUUUGGGAGAGAAUUUCUCACUUUAGUUUCGUCACAAUAAUCUCAGCAAAAGUUACAGUCGACUUGUUCAACUCUCUAUUCGCUAUGGAACUCUUGGAGUCCGUUUUCAACCACUUGGUGCUACCGCCGCAGUUGCCUGGAGUUGGAGACGACGAUCCAGAGUCUGUGAGCAGCGACAUUCUCACGCGCGUGUCCAAUGUCUGCAGAUUGUUCCAGGACUUCAGCAGUAGCAACAGGUGGCAAGGAGAAUGGGCGGCAGUUUGGGCGUCUAUUGCAGAAACUCUUCAUACUGCCCAAGGCAUUCAUUCCGAUGGCAUCGAUGGAAAUAUUAUUUUGAGGAGCUGGAAAUUGUUCAAGCCUAACAGUUUCUUCAUUUUACGCAUUGCAAAGCAAAAUGCGGCUCUUUUGCUCUAUCGCAAAACCUUUGACGGCAAAGAUGAGGUCAUCUUUGAAGUCUUUCAGUCUUCACCACCUGCGGAAAAUGUACUUGCCGCUGAGGGUGCUCUUCUUUGGAGCUUCCCUGACCGCGCGGCCAAAAUCUCGUGGGCAAAAUUUUGCGAGCGUUCGUUCCAGGAAAAUCUGUCAUUUUUCAUAGAGCAAGCCUCUCAAGAGCAACUGCAACGAUUUGCUGCUCGUACACAAAAAGCAGGAGCUUCGGUCAUUGAGAUUCGCGAUUCGACACAUCCUGGCUUAUUUUUUGAGCUACUCUUGCCUUUGCUGGCAGCAAUCGGAGAAGUAGAAGUUGUUCCGGCGGUAGUGAAAAGAAUAAAAGACGAGGUUAAUUUUCAAAACUCGAAAACACCGUGGCGCAGAAACCCAACUUGGCUUGUGCUCCGUGUGGCAAUCCAGCGUCAACUUUGUCUCACUCUUGGUAACGAGUGUGGAAGGAUUUGCUUCAAACUUUUCAUUUGCGCAGUACUGUCCAAGCUUUUAGAAGACUGCGUAGGCCAGCUUAUUCCUGAGAAAACUUUACGCUUGAGAGCAAAAUUAUGCCGUCGCCUUGCAAAAGUUGAGAUUGAGAGAGCCAGCCUUUCGGAGUCCAAUUCAAACGUUUGCGGCCAAUUAAUGACUUCGAUCGGCUCGUUCUGCAAAAAAAUUAUCGUCAGGAGUACGGAACAGGUCAAUGAAGCUUGGAAUUGCUAUAGGCAGAACAUCGUACGACGUAUUCCAAGGAUUAUGAAACGAACUGACGAGCAUUCACUUGUUCUCUCACUUCCACGAAGCGGUUCAUAUCUGCAUGGACUUCUUCAAAUGCCACAUCAAACUCGACAGAAUUUCCUAUCACAACAUUUACCACAUCUCGAUGACAAUGCCAUCAGAUCUGUAAGAGAAGUAACGAAGUACUACUAUAAAUUCGCUGCACUAGAUGGAGAUACUGAGCUUAAAACCGUUCCAGCAACAGCAGCAAGUACUUAUUUCGAGAAACGAUGUGUGGAACUUGCUGAUGCGAUGGACCAAUUCUUCAGAACUACCCUUAAGCUCUCGAUGUCCAAACCUGAGCAGAUGAGUUCAUUCAUUCUCAACGUCUUCGAGAUGUGGGUUGCAAUGGACAAAUGCGCGACUAGGAGGUGCCCACUCUUGAUAGAUUACCACCCGUUGUUUACCCCUGAGAUCUUAGAUGUUUUACUUCUCCCAACGGCAAAGGAACUGCAGCGACUGCAGGAAGUGCAAAAGUACAUUCGUGACAGGUGCGCCGGUUGCCUUCUACCGUCGCAGACGAUUACAAGCGAGCCCAACAAGGACGCAUUUACGAUGCGCUACUGUGAAAUAUCACAAGAGGGACAGAAAAUACGAGAUCUACAAAAUCAAAUUCAAAACGAUUCGUUACAGUCUCGGUCUCUAAAGGAAUCUGAAUGGCGCACUAUGUGCAAACAGUACGACGAGCUGAGCCAGAAGAUAUCGAGUGGAACAUGCACAUGCUCAUGGAAUCGCGACGGUACUCGCGACGUUCGGGGAUGCUCAAAGUGUUAUUACUGGCGUUGCCGCAACAGAAUGCAUAUCGGAGUCCAUGAAGAUUUUCUGCCUGUCGAGAAACCCUAUAAAGCUGCCGUGGCGUUUGAGCUUACUAUCCCUCCCUACCUCCAAGCAUACCGAAAUGCGACGUGGAGGAUCUUGAGGGACCUUGCCCAUCCGAGCAGACCUUCGACUGAACUGAAGGCGAACACACUUAUGAGCGAUUACAGUCAACUCAAAAGAUAUUCACGGUCAACAGCUUGUGGUAUCACUUUAGCCUCCAAGACAAAGUCAUUUCUCAGCACUCACUAUAAGGGAUUUAAAAUGAAGAUCGCUUUAAAAGAUGUCCUUCUGCCAUUAGGACUCAGCUUUUCGUAUUACGACCAGAAAUCUGAUCUCUGGGUCAAGGAUCUUCAUAUGCCACUAACGUUCGCUCAUCAUUGUGGUGUUCACAUUCCAAGAUGUUUAUCAAGCUCUGUGGUGGAAAUCAAAGAACAUCCUCCUGCUUAUCCAAGUGGUCCAACCUCUUACGAGUGCGUUGCUAACCAAACUAAGUGUCCACCUAAUGCCACAACAAAUGAGUUCAAUUCACUCCAGCGUUUAAUAUCGGGUGAUAAUCGACGAUGGUUCACGAUGUUGGUAGAGUUGGGCUCUUCCAAUCUCAAUUUUAGUGACGAAGACACGACACAACUAUUUGGCCAUUUGGCCAUCCAAGCAGGACCUACGCGAGAAUCAAAGGAAAUGCUCCGAGACAUUCACGCAGUAUUUCUAGAUAAGUCGUUCUGUGUGCGACUCGCUGAGCAAAUCGAACGGCGCUUGCGUGUCAUCAAGUCCAAUUGGAGAGAGACUAACCAAAUGGAACUUUUGAUUACUCUCUCCUUGCGGCUUUAUGAGCUGGCAGAAGGUGCGGGCAGGAAAUCAGCACUCAGACUUAUUGAGACUGCUCGUCUUGUCACCCUUGAUUGGAUCCAACGUCUCCAAGAGGAGAAGUCAAAGGCUACUGAUGACAAGAUCGCGAGAAGUGUCGCUAGCUACGGAUUUCUAGCCGCUUUACAAUGCCGAAGAACAUUUAUAGUCUUCAAUAAUGGUGAAAAUAUCAUGCAAGCUUCGGAGUUAGUGGGCUUUGUUCAGGCUUCGAUUGCGUUACAGCAGAAUCUCCAUGUCAAUCCAUCAAAAUUGCCUUCUGUCCAGGCAAGUAUGCUAAUUAGAGAUGCGAAAAUCGUCCACGGUCUUCAUUCUGUGAUUCGAAACUCUAUUUUAGCCUCUAAAGGUAGCCUGGAUAUCGCAAUCAACAAGUCUUGGUCAGAAACCGCCGAUUCUAGUGGCAGCCAGUUCUUAUCUUGGCAGUUCCUCUCAGAGCCGAACGAGACAUGGAUCGGUUCAGUCAUAAGGAGCAAUUUCAAUUGGCUUCAAAAGCAAUAUGUUCACUACAACAUCCUUGAGGGAUAUUUGCUCGUAAAUGGCGAACCACUGGGAAGAUUACCAAAUGAGAUACUGGAUUCAGAGGAAGUGAAAGGUUUGUUUGCACAAAAUCAUCUGUUGACCUUCCCUUCCUCUCUUACCGGUAUGAGCCACAUGCUUGCGUGUCGGCUUUUCCAGCAUCAAAUUCACUUUGGGCGAAGGGGAGACCGCGUUAUAAUCCGAACUCUAAGAAACGGUGUUGUUCAUGAGUUUGUUCCUGACUGGAUCUUUCGCGAGGGGUCAGAGUAUGAUUUACCAGCAUCUCUCCUCGAUAAUUGCACCCAUUGGCUCAACCUUCAAAACGGAGAGCUGGAAAUCCGACGAAGACCGUAUGUCUGGAAGACAAGGCCUUCUGAUUGGAUAUUACAAGUUUUCACACAUCAAGCAAGACGCAGAGAGUCUCUCCUGGUUGACCCCUAUAGUCAGGUUUACAGGGACAUCAAAAAAAUCUUUCAAGGCUUUGAAGAACCGCAGCACCUCACUGUUUUUCAGCCCAGCAAAGGAAGAUUGUCAGUUGAACUAAAGCGUUUAGCGCUUUCGUUUUACGUCAACAACAAUAAUCUCCUUGAGUGUCGAGAGUUAGAUGCUGAGAUUGACGAGAAUCAAGAUGCAGGUACUCUUUAUGGAUUAAACAGCAUAUUAGUUCUUAGAAGUCUUGCGAACAAGGAAAAUCGCAGCGUUCUGACACCUUUAGGUUCGUUGGUUAUCAGGCGCAAUGGUAUGCAUGUCAGCGUUGACGUAAACGGUACCGGAUCUUAUGCUAAGUUCGAAAUUGACAAUAUUCUGGGGCGCCUUACUUGUCCCCCAGAGCCUCGCCUGCUAUAUACCAAGGCUCUACUUCACGCUGCGACGUCUUUUCCACUGCCAGAUCCCCUCACAGGAUCUACAGGCACCGAAGAGGCAUAUCACUUGCUGCAAUCUGGGUGCUGUCAGCCGUGGACGCCAAUUUCCAAGUCUGGAAAGACUAUUCUGGACGAAAUCGCUGCUUUGAGCCCCGUUCGAGACUUCUAUCCAAAAGGUGGGAAGACUCUGCAGACUGUCCGGUGGAACCCGAAUCUCACCAUAACAAUUCAACAUGAGUGUUUACGACAAGCUGUGGAGGAUAUCAUUUCGAAAUCCAACCAACUUCAUGCCUUCAGUGAUGAGGCGCAAGCGGCCCAAGAAAAUGAUGACAGAGGUUUCGGUCACCUCUAUCGCCGAGGUCUUGCUAGUCGAAUAGCACAUGAACGCGCCAUCUCUGACGUUUCAAAACAAGCCCAUGCUCGAGAUGACAUGUUUAAGCCUUUGAAUCGGUCCAAUCCUUUGGAACAAGAGAAAAAAGUCUAUCACAUCACAAAACUACUUCAUCGGCAAACAUUCGCUGCUCAUAUAUCAAUGAAGCUACCCAAGAUACUACAAGCUUUUCCGGGAAAAUUCAUAGGAGGGUUUCAUGAAAUAAAAGAGCAUCUUGGCUCCCUGAGCACCUGGAUCGACAAUGAUUUUGGUGAACAGUGGGGAGACCUAGUGAACUUUUGUCGAAGCGUUAGCUCUGACAACGUAUACAAGGUUUUGUUUCGUCUUUGCCUCUUAGCAUUCAAUCAGACGGCAACAAUGGACUCAAUCAUGAUUUUGUAUGCAUUCUGGGCAUUGAACGAGAUAAAACAACUUGAGCCUCCAAAGCGCAAAGUCUUUUCUGCAUUUCGGAUUGAUUCAAAUCCGACCGCAGAGCAUCUCAAAAAAUUCAUCGUUCCAGAUGGCCCCGUUUCCAAGCUGAGGAUGUCUCAUAGUCACGGAAAGCCAUCGUGGUCAUCAAAACAAGACGAAACAGAUCGCCUCGCCAAAUUUCUUGCAGAGCAGUGGCCGUGCGAGCAACCUAACGUCUUGGCAUUUGAAUCCGAAUUAUUAGAUAUGGAGGAGAUCAUGGAACGCAUACUCCCUGAAUGGACACGAUUGUACGCGAACUGGGAAUUAUCGACGUAUGCAAAGCAUGUUCAAAGGAUCUUGGAAACGCAAUUUACGCAUCCAGUUGUUCCAAAUCUAGAGUUCUGGCCAUCAAUGGUUGAUUUCUCUGGAGAAAUCACUGCCCAUGGUGCUGUUAUUCCAUCUCUGACAUACAAGCUUUUAUCCAAAUCUGCUCUCCGUCAACCAGAAUACGCUUCGCUCGACGCAGACUUUACCUUGGGAACUCGAAUAAUCAUGAAGAACGUAGAAGGAGAAAUUGCGAUGCCUGAGCAAAUUGCCGAGCUGGACACAAUAUUGUCCUUCUUCGUCUCUUCCACCAAGCCACAAUGGCGGCAAUAUGGAGAAGAUUUGUACGCAAGUCUGGAGGCCCUGCGUAGAUCUAAUACCAAGAGUCAGCACGAUCUGAGCCUUCCCGAUCAGGAAUCCAUCAAGAAGAAGAUGGAGAACACCCGUAAAACGAUUCAAGAUUGUUUCUCUCGAAUAUGCGAUGCACUUUCUUCCAAUGAUAAAGCAUUCCCGUGGCUUCGGUUAGGACAGCUAUGGCCACGCAUUACACCAACUCUCCUUCUUGAGCAGCUGCGCUUUCGUACACACACUAAUUUCGGACGAGGAAUGAAAGAGAGCCUCGUUUCCUACGGACUAUGGCUUACGCGACUUCAGUGGCUUCGUAGAGUUGAUUACGAGCUUAAAAAAGGUGAUAAUCGAAAAGCUCUUGAAGAAUGGCGUAACAGAGGUCAUGCGAACUGGGACCCCUUGGAGUUCCCCGACUGGUUACUAUUCGAGAUUGACAGUAAUUUACAUAUCCGUUCCGAGCAGAUAGAUGUCGCAAAGGCUAUCAUUUCUCCUGAUUCUCAGGCCAAUUCUGUGCUGCAACUUAAUAUGGGCAAAGGGAAAACUUCAUGCAUUGUGCCAAUAGUCUUAAGCGUGCUUGCCGAUGCAAAACAAUUAUCUCGAUUAAUCGUACCAAAGGCUUUACUCUUCCAGACUGCUCAAAUUUUACAAGCAAAACUUGGGGGACUGGUUGGUCGAGAAAUCACCCACGUACCGUUCUCUCGUCGAACGCAAACAAACUUGAAUGUUCUCAAGCUUUAUUCUGACCUCCAUUAUCGAACGCUUCAUAAUUCUGGAGUAAUGCUUACCAUUCCGGAGCAUGUACUAUCGUUCAAACUCAGCGGAUUCCAGCAUCUUGUUGAUGGUAAACUCGAGGAAGCACGUGAGAUGAUUGAAUUUCAAUCUUGGUUGGAACGACACUCACGUGAUGUUCUUGAUGAAUCUGACUUCUCUCUCUCCGUAAAGACACAGCUCAUAUACCCAAGUGGAGACCUAAUGCCUGUUGAUGGAAAUCCAGAUCGCUGGAUAGUCGCUCAAACUCUUCUGGGCCUUGUUCGUGAUCACCUCCAAGAAGUUCGAAGACAGUUCCCCCAUGGAAUUGACGUUUUUGAGCGCUCUUCUGGAUUUCCGACGAUUUACAUUCUCCACUCUGCGGUAGAGGACAGCUUUCAGAAAAUGAUUGUAAACACCAUUUGCGAAGGCAGGACUUCCAUCAUUCAGCUUCCAGAUGCGUUGUCUCCCGCACAGCAAGAAGAACUUCGACAGUUUUUAUCGAUACAAGAUGUUGAUCAAGUGGUUCUUGAGCGCGUCUUAGCAAUGCUCUCCGGUAACCCGGUCACAGUCAAGAAUAUCCUCGUUAUUCGAGGUUAUCUUGUUAACAGGGUACUGUUUAUGUGCCUGAAGAAGCGAUGGAAUGUCCAGUACGGUCUGCAUCCCAAAAGACAUCCAAUUGCAGUGCCGUAUGAAGCAAAGGGCAUUCCUUCUGAACAAUCCGAGUUUGGACACCCUGAAGUCGCCAUCUUACUCACUUGUCUCGCUUUUUAUAACUCCGGCCUCUCUUUAUCGCAGCUUAAAGAGAGCUUAGGGUAUAUACUUAAGUCUGACGAUCCAGCUUUUGAGUAUGAUCGUUGGACAAUUGAUUCUGCAUCUCUUCCAGAACCUCUUCGUCAUUGGAACGUUAUCAAUGUCGAUGAUCACGGACAGAUGGAGGAGCUUUGGCAGCACGUUCGCUUCAAUACCACCGUCAUAAACCACUAUAUGAACGUUUUUGUAUUUCCUUUGCACGCAAAACAAUUCUCAGUAAAAUUGCAGUUGUCGGCAUGGGAUCUCCCAUUAAAAUCGGCAGAAAAUGAGCACUUGUGUGCAAAGACGACUGGCUUCAGUGGUACAAACGACAAUCGUAGACUUCUACCGCUAAACAUUGAGCAAGACGAUUUACCAUCCUUGCAUCAGACGAAUGCCGAAGUUCUUACGUAUCUUCUUCAAAAAAGGAACAGGAGAUACAUUUUAGCAGCUGAUAAUCGGGGCCGUUUCAAUGAAGAGAAGUUGCUUGAGAAAUUGAAUGAGCUAAAAAUACGUAUUCUUAUUGAUGCUGGCGCAUACAUUUUGGAGAUGGACAAUCAAAGCGUUGCAAAGAUGUGGCUGACGAAAGACCCCCAGGCAUCAGCAGCCGUGUAUUUCGGAAGCGGUGAUAACCGUGCUUGGGUCCAGUAUCGAGGCAUGAAGGCUCCGAUCCCGCUUAUUGCUACUCCUUUUGCGGAUAAUUUAGAAGGUUGUGUUGUGUAUCUUGACGAAGCUCAUACGCGUGGAACUGAUCUUAAGUUCCCAAAUCGUGCCUGCGGAGCAGUCACAUUAGCAUUAGGGCAAACGAAAGAUCAUACAGUGCAAGCUGCUAUGAGACUCCGCCAGCUAGCGACAACCCAAAGCAUAGUGUUUUUUGCACCACCAGAAGUCCACCAGAGUAUUCUGGACACCCGUCCUGAGACCGCAGAUCAUCCUGUGGACUCUUCAGAUAUUGUGCGUUGGUUGCUCGAGCAGUCGUGCAAAAGUAACGAACAAUUACACGUGUUGUAUGGAGCCCAGGGAAGUGAUUAUUGUGUGAGGUUGAACGCUGCCUGGGAGAAUCCGGAAUUUCUCGUCAAUGUUCGUCAAAGAUCAAAAUUUAUCUGCGCAAUCAAGUCUCCUGAACGGUUGACACUUGAAGAAUUAUAUGGCUUCAACCGGAAAUGCUCGCACAGAAAUUUAGAGCGUCUAGCACAUCCCGGCCUUCGCGAUAUGGUCAGUAAGUUGAUAAAACAGAGAAAUUCAAGCGAUUCGAAUGGCUGGACUUCCUCAAGUCUCGUAAUGGAAGAAGUAGAACAAGAGCGAGAGGUUGAAUUUCAGGUCGAGGAGAUUCGCAAAAUUCAGAAACCUGCGCACCGAAAGGCUCUUAAAUUUCCAGGGCUCCACGAAGGCAUUUCUUACUUCGUCGACACAGGAAUUCUCAAAGAAGGAGAUUUUCACCAAAAUGCAUCUUUCUUUCUGUCACAGACACCUCUGGGAAAGAAAUACAGCCUUUGCAUGAAGGCACACCGACUCUUUCUCUCAGCCGAAUUCAUGCGCACAGUCAAGUCGCGGUCUGUAGAAGCUAACGACAACUUUUACAGGUCCAUUGAAUUUGUCUUGUGGAGCCCCUCGACACAAACAGCGCUCGUCAUUAUCCCAGAAGAAGCUGAGAUGAUCAUCCCUAUUCUUCAAGCCUCUAGGUCAACAUCUGUUCAUUUGAUAAUUUACUCCGCUCCAACAACAAGGAAGAUGCUACAAUUCUGGGAUCUUGAUUACUAUGUGCUUCCUCGCCUUCCCGAAGGAGAAAUUUUUCCUGAAUGGCUCAGCAUCGAAUUAGGAAUUCUAGGGGCACGGCUAUACUUCCCUAUAGAAGAAUAUGACUCUCUCAGGGAGUAUUUCUGUACUGCAGUCUCCAGCGGAGUGGGAGAAAGUUCAGAGACCCAUACGUGUGCAAUGUCUUCUAGUCUCCUCUCCUUCGUUUUCGACUGGAUUACAUUAAGACGCAAUGGCCAGGAUAUUACCAUGACACCGAUGGCAUACCUUUGCCAGGGCAAGCCUUUACAUAGGCAUCAUCCGUUCUUCAAUGUUAAAGAUGACGUUGAGGGAGCAAUGCCAACAGCCCAUUUAGGGAAGGCGACAUCUUUGACGGAUGAGAUCGAAAGUCUCCAAAGUGACUCUGAGGCCGAGUGACUGGUGGUAGAGAAGUCGAAACGUCCUAUCUAUUGUGGUAAAGACCGUAGUUGUAGUUCUAAGGGGCAUUCAAAUGCUUGCAACGAAGAUUAGUAGUUAACAUCAACAAAUAGUAAUUUUAGUCUUGGGAGCUACGGGUUUGUAAUUCAUUC
This is a messenger RNA of Verruconis gallopava, 10469 nucleotides long. RefSeq lists its product as uncharacterized. Bases 982 to 10317 code for a protein of 3111 amino acids. Lineage: Eukaryota; Fungi; Ascomycota; Dothideomycetes; Venturiales; Sympoventuriaceae. The transcript is spliced from 5 exons. The record is from RefSeq and is a predicted model, not a curated record.